This is a messenger RNA of Botrytis byssoidea, 1602 nucleotides long. RefSeq lists its product as uncharacterized. The coding region runs from base 1 to 1602 and encodes 533 amino acids. The transcript has 5 exons. The record is from RefSeq and is a predicted model, not a curated record. Lineage: Eukaryota; Fungi; Ascomycota; Leotiomycetes; Helotiales; Sclerotiniaceae.
AUGUCUGAUCUCAAAGCAUUUGCGUCUGGUGGAUGUUAUUUGUGUGCUCUUUUCUUGGGUAUAAUUUACAGUGAUCGGGACCAUUCAGAUUCCUGUGCUCAUGAGGCCGGUAGUCACUUGCCGCUCGAUCAGCUGAAGCCUUACCGCAUAAAACUUCAGCCUAAUGGAGAUCACAGGGACUAUAAUCAACGCGAGAGAGAGAACGCGUGGAAUAUAUCGCUUGAUUUCUGGGUGUUCAAGGAUGGCAUUCGAAGUACGAGUACUGCUUAUGCGAUAAUGAUAUUAGAUGAUAUAUCAGAUCCUGGAACUUGGAAACGCCAGUGUUAUACUAGUACAGAACUUGGUUGUACUGAAGAAUCUACGGCUCUUGCGCAAGAAUGGCUCCAAGAAUGCUCUUCAAGUCACAGUGCUUGUAGACAAGGAGAAGAGGCUUCUGUUCUGCCAACACGCCUGAUCAAAAUUGACCGUCAAGAAAUACGUCUUUGUAUAUCUGCCAAUGAAAGUUGCUCAAAAAGUAUUACGACUCCCAAAGGACAAUCUACAAGCUUUUUGGAAAAGAUUCCAUAUGACAAACUGUGCAAAACUUUUCGCGAUGCAAUUUAUAUCGCAAGAGUUUUAGGUUUCUCGUGGCUAUGGAUUGAUUCACUGUGUAUAAUACAGGGUGAUCCUGAGGAUUGGAGUAAAGAAGCUUCUCGAAUGGCUUCCGUUUAUGGUCUUUCAAGUUUGAACAUUGCAGCCACAGCAGCUCCAGAUGGUACCAUUGGUUGCUUAUUUGAACGCGACUUGAUAAGGCCGAAACGCGCUUGGGCUGUUCAAGAGCGAGUACUAGCUCCACGGACCUUACAUUUUACUAAAUCCCAACUCUUUUGGGAAUGUAGAACUAAUCAGGCUUGUGAAACCUUUGCUGAUACAUUACCGGAAGCUGUAUGUGUCAAUUACUUCUAUCUACCCAAACAAAAACUCCAGUCCUGGAGCAAGAUUAUCGAUAUAUACACCUGGUGUUCGUUAACAAACGAGAGUGAUCGUUUCAUUGCAAUAGGCGGCGUGGCACGACAACUCCAGAAGAAUAAUGGUGGCAAGUACUUUGCAGGACUGUGGCAAGCUCGCCUUAAAGAUCAGAUGUGCUGGUAUAUCGUCAGAUUUAUUACGAAAACCCCAAAAGAAAACACUUGGCGAGCCCCUUCCUGGUCAUGGGCUUCAGUAAAGCACAGAGUCGUUAUACAUGAUGACACAACAGUGCUUCGUGAAGCGUGUAUAGAUGUCGUUGAAGUUGACAUAACUCUUGAAGAUUUUGAUGAUCCUUUUGGAGGUGUUAAGAGCGGAGAUCUGGUCCUCCGCUCAAAGACUAUGAUAUUUUGCGAGAGAAAGUCACCACUCCACCGGUUUACUCGAAUGGGGGGGGGGCAAUAUGAGCGUAUAGGCCAUUUCACUAUUAUCAAAGGAGAUACUGGUUACGAACUAAUUUGUCGGGCCAUGAAUCUUGCCCAGGAUGAGCAAUUUAAAGCGCUGGGUCUUGGCGAUGCCCUUCCGUCAGAAAAGGACUACAUUUCAACUGAUGUAGAUGAAGAUGGAAUGACGUGGUAUACAAUUUCUAUUGUAUGA